AUGAGUCUCACAGACGCCGACUUCGCCAACGGCCGCACCCUCGGGCCCAGCGUGGCAGCCAAGCCAGAGCCCAAGUCUGCUCAGGACUACUUCCCGCGCUCGAGGUGGGAUGAGCUCAUGCAGCCGCGCAAGGAGGCCGCCCAGUCCUCCAUGGCAGACCGAAUCCGGUAUGCUACCCGUUUGGCCAGCGAGCACUGGAGUGCCGAUGUCCGGGAACAGGCGGAAGAUUGUAUCAAUGUGGAUCUCUGCAAACUCGCGGUUCUCGACAAGGUCUUCGAGAUGUGCGAGGAGUAUCGCCAGUUGCAAGAGCAGGAACCGCGCGACUUUGAGGCUUGGCGUGCGAUCAGUGCUGGCUUUGUCGGCAAGGUUGUACAGCUCGCUAUCCAAUGGCCGGACCACUUCAGCCAGCAUCAGUGGGAGGAGAUUCGCCGGUUCGUGCUCAUGGCGAAAGACCAUGGGUAUCGACCCUGGACAGACGCAUGGUGCGACAUGCCCGAGCUGCCCAAGUUUGACCACGCCCUCCUGAAGCGGUAUGAUCCUGCCUCGAGGGAGGUGCCCCUCCGCGUCAAGACGUGGAAGAAACACAUCGACUUCGUGCGGUACAGCGAGCUCGUCGAGACCGAGUCGGAAGAGGAUUGGCUUGGGACAGAGGAGGACUGGAAUGCUGUUCUAGACAGACAAGAGGCUGAGCGCAGAGAGGAGGCGCAAUAUUGGUGGACGCAGGCGGAGGAACGUCGUGCUCGCGACCGGAAGCGAGAGACGUGGCGGGCGAUCGGGUGUUCUGUCAUUCUCAUUCCGAUGCUGUGCUGGUGUCUCUGGGGCCUGUUUCGACCACUUUGGGCGGCGUUUUGGGAAUCGGAGGGGGCGCGUCAGGCCAACCUCUCCGUCCCCGCCGAGGCCCGCCCCUCCCCCGCCGCGCAGAAGGAGAUGCGCGCCUUCGUUUCCUCUAUGGCCAACUUUGGCUUCCGCUCAUGGGUCGACUCGCACGGCACGAUGCCCGACAACGUCCUCCCCCGCGUGGCGACCUUCGACUUCUCCCAGCUUGGGAAGUACGAUCCUGAAUCGCCGCAAACGCUUAAGGAUGCCAGAGAGUUUAAGGGCAACAACCUCGGAGGGUCGAUCAGCGGGCAGCCGAUGUGCUCCGAGAUCGAUGACGGUGAUGAGAGCGACGGCGCGGAGACGACGAACCCCGAAGAUCCUUUGGGCCGCGUUGGUUCAGUCAUCGAGUGGGAGAGGCGCACUGGCCGUGUUCCCUUUCACAGUGUUGUGGCUCUACUGCGUCUGGUCGACCACGAGUAA
Trichosporon asahii var. asahii CBS 2479 is the source of this 1299-nucleotide messenger RNA. RefSeq lists its product as uncharacterized. The record is from RefSeq and is a predicted model, not a curated record. Bases 1 to 1299 code for a protein of 432 amino acids. Lineage: Eukaryota; Fungi; Basidiomycota; Tremellomycetes; Trichosporonales; Trichosporonaceae. The transcript is spliced from 3 exons.